Messenger RNA from Rotaria sordida, 1020 nucleotides. NCBI's taxonomy places the organism in Eukaryota, Metazoa, Rotifera, Eurotatoria, Philodinida, Philodinidae. The record is from the annotation of a GenBank genome assembly.
AUGGAUAUUUCGAAAUUCGAAUCAUUACCAACUGAAUUAUGGUUACAUAUCCUCAGUUAUUUAUCAUCUUUCGAUUUAUUUAAAGCCUUUUUUCGUAUUAAUAAUAAACGUAUUCAACAAAUGAUUGAUUCUCAAUCGUUUUUACUCAAUACAAAAUUAAUAUCAUAUUCGGAAAUGAAUCAAAUAUUCGUUAUGCAUAGUUAUCUUCUUGAAUUACGUACAAUCAUUCUCAGCAAUUCAUGUUCUUCUUCGGCUUUCUAUAACUAUUGGACAAAAAACCUCCCACCAAUGUCUAUAACACCAAAAGUUAAACAAUUGAUUCUACUAAAUGCAAGCUAUUACAUAUAUGGUCUUGUUGAUUCUCUACUUAUACCUCUGUCAGUUGGUAACUCAUUAGAAUAUCUUCAUCUAAUAUUUCAAUGUCCCGAUCGUACAUAUAUGAUGUUUAUCACUUUUUUGAUUCAAGCACAAAUAUCUUUUCACACGAUGAUAUUCGAAAUAGAAAAAGAUUGGUAUUGUGAUAGGGAAGUAGUAUAUUCGAGUUUAUCCGAACUAAAAAAUUUACAUUGGUCAUCUACUGUUCAAUUGACUUUAACUAUUCAAUUUCCAUUUGAAAUGAUUUUUAUUCUUGAAACGAAUGCGAUACCAUUUCUCGAACAUUUGUAUAUAACCGUUGAACAAGAACAAUUACGAAUAAAACCUUAUCUAGAUGCGCCACCACCACAAAUCCAAUUCUGUGAAAGUGAUAUUCGUCAAAUGACUGAUGGAACUCGACUUCAAACUCUUGUAUUACGUCAUUUAGCUCUUUAUAAUGUAAUAAUAUUAAUUCGUUCUUUCAACAUGCCUCUUUUGAAUAAAUUAACACUUGUUGAUAUAUUUGAUGAAACACUUAUGCAUUGUGAAGAAUUUGGUCAAAUUAUUAAUCAUAAACAUCUACCUUGUUUGAAAGAAUUCUACUUUCUUAUUUAUUUUCCUGGACAUUUAUAUGAAGCAUUUGAAAAGAUUUGUCAACAUAUAUGA